Messenger RNA from Anguilla rostrata (American eel), 3489 nucleotides. RefSeq names its product E3 ubiquitin/ISG15 ligase TRIM25-like. Gene Ontology annotation, molecular function: GTP binding; zinc ion binding. The transcript is spliced from 6 exons. Bases 713 to 2620 code for a protein of 635 amino acids. The record is from RefSeq and is a predicted model, not a curated record. Lineage: Eukaryota; Metazoa; Chordata; Actinopteri; Anguilliformes; Anguillidae.
AACUGGAAGUUGUUGUUGUACUUUGUCUUCCUUUAAGCACUACAUCUUACAUCUAAAAGAAAUGUGUAAAUACUGUUGUAUUGAUACUUUAAGAACGACAAAGACAGCAUAUUAAUGUGGAUUAUGGGUAAAAUUCCCCAUGAAAGAGCUCGCUUGUGACCCAGAGGGUUACAGGUUUAAAUCACAGGUGGGGCACUGCCAUCGCAGCCUGAAGCCGCUCUGAAUUGCUGUGUUGUUCUGUUAUAGCUUUUGCUUUUCUGGAAUUUAUUUCCCGGUAAGCAGGAAUUGUUUCAUAAGUUAGGAGAAUCUACAAAUUAAUUUUUUAACCUGUAUUUCUGAGUACAUGUAAGUAUGGAUCGAUUAUGGACUGAUCUGGAAAAAAUUAGCUUUUAUCUAAAUGAGAAGUAUUUAUAUCACAAAAUAUCACAAUAAUUUCCUGUGGGAUUAAUUAAUCAUCUAUCAACCUAUCUAUCUAUCUAUCUAAAAAUACCAGUGUUCCUUUACUCCAUAACAGAUCAAAGAAAGUCAAACAUGGACAAUAGGAAUCUGGAAUCUGCACUCUCUGCUCAGCCUGCUCUGCUCGGCCUGGCCUCAGUCCAACACCACACCUCCUGCAGCUGUGGGCAGAACCAGGAAGUCACUCCCACUCUCUCUGUCACGCAGUUUCAGAGAAACGAAACUGAACUCUGUCCCUGUCAGUGUGAGCAGUAAAAUGGCUGAAGGUGGAGGUUUACUCGAUCAGGACCAGUUGAGCUGUGCAAUCUGUUUGGAUCUACUGAAGGAUCCAGUGACUACUGCCUGUGGACACAGUUACUGUAUGGGCUGUAUUAAGGGCUGCUGGGAUCAGAAUGAUAAUACUGGUGUCUACAGCUGUCCCCAGUGCAGACAGACCUUCAGCCCAAGGCCUGUUUUGAGCAAAAACACCAUGCUGGCUGAAGUGGUGGAGAAACUGAAGACAGGACUCCAAGCUGCUCCUCCUGCUCACUGUUACGCUGGACCUGGAGACGUGGCGUGUGAUGUCUGCACUGGGAGAAAGCUGAAAGCUGUGAAGUCCUGCCUGGUGUGUCUAGCCUCUUACUGUGAAACUCACCUCCAGCCUCACUAUGAAUCUCCUGUCUUUAAGAAGCACAAACUGGUCAAAGCCACUGGAAACCUACAGGAGAAGAUCUGCUCUCAUCAUGACAAAAUUCUGGAGGUUUACUGCCGUACUGAUCAGCAGUGUAUCUGUUAUCUGUGUACGAUGGAUGAACACAGAGGCCAUGAUACAGUCUCAGCUGCAGCAGAAAGGACUGAGAAACAGAAGCAGCUGGGGGCGACACAGACUAAACUCCAGCAGAGAAUCCAGGAGAGAGAGAAGGAGCUGCAGGAUGUGAGACAGGCUGUGCAGUCACUCAAGUGCUCUGCAAAGGCAGCAGUGGAGGACAGUGAGAGGAUCUUUACUGAGCUGAUCCGCUCCAUUGAGAAAAGGUGCUCUGAAGUGAAAGUGAUGAUCAAAGAUCAGGAAAAGGCUGCAGUGAGUCGGGCUGAAGGACCCCUGGAGCGACUGGAGAAGGAGAUUGCUGAGCUGAAGAGGACAAAUGCUCAGAUGGAGCAGAUUUCACACACAGAGGAUCACAUCCAAUUCCUUCAGAGCUGUCAGUCUCUCUGUGCCCCUGUUGGACCUGAAGACUUUCCCAGCAUCGCUGUCAGUCCACACAUCUCUUUUGAGGCUGUGAGGAAAUCUGUCUCUGAACUGAAAGAGCGACUGGAGGAAGUCUGGAAGGAGGAAUUAGUCAAAAUCUCUCAAGCAGGAACCCACCCACCACCAGGAGAUCAGGACAAGGCAGGAACCCAGCAGUCUAAUGAGCUGAGGAUUGUGCUGCUGGGAAAGGCUGGAGCAGGAAAGAGUGUAGCAAACUCUAUCCUGGGGGCAGGGGAGUUUAAACCAGAGGCCUCCUCUUCCUCUGUGACAUCACAAUGUAGGAAAGCAAGAAGCGAAGUGGAUGGAAGAGAGUUGAUUGUGAUUGAUACUACUACAAAUCCCCAGGAGCUUAACAUACAGGAGUGCAUCUCUCUGUCCUCUCCGGGACCCCAUGUGUUCCUGGUGGUGAUCCAGCUGAGAGGAUUUGCACCGGUGGAGCAGGAGACAAUGGAAGUCAUGCGCAGUUUCUGUGCCGAAGCAGCCAAAUACACCAUGGUGCUGUUCACUCAUGCAAACAGCCUGAAGGGAAAACCUAUUGAAGAAUUUCUGAGUUUCAAUGAAGACCUUGCAGAGUUUAUUCAUACGUGCCGUGGUAGAUAUCAUGUCUUUAACAGUGAGGAGAAUGAGGUCUCAAGGCUGCUGAAGAAUAUUGAUAGGAUGGUGGAAAUCAAUGGAGGACGCUACUACACCAAUGAGAUGUACAUGAGGUCUGUCAAUGCGAUUGAAGAGCAGAAGGAGAGGAUUCUGAAAGAACAGGAAGUGGUCAAUCGAAGGGAAGAGGAAGAGCUGAGGAGACAUUUACAGGGAGAUGCCCUAAUGAAAGCCAUACAGCAGCUUCAUGAAAAAACCGACAGGAAUGUUAGAGAGCUGGAAAGGGCAUAUAACGCUUUUUUAAUGAAUACAAAAGAAACAAGAGAAAAACCAUGCACUCUACUGUAAAUACCCAUAUUCUUUUUUGCUCAUUUCAACCAGAUAAAUGAUCACUUAACACCUCAUCUAUGUCGAUUUAACUUAAUUUUAAGUGUAGGGAGAGCUAACUGAGAUUCAAUUAAACUGUUUCGUUAAAGGUAACCAAGUGCUGCCUAGUAUCCUUAACGGAGGUUCUUGACCUAAAUUGCUUCAGUAAAUGUGCAGCAGUAAAGGUAUUAUGUUAAGGCUAGUCUAUGUUAGAAUAUGGGCAUAUAUAAUUUUUCAAAAAAUAGAAAAUAGUUUGCGCUCUUGUUGAACAGUCCAAAAAAAAGUCUUUGUAUGUGUGUGUGUGUAUAUAUAUAUAUAUAUAUAUAUAUAUAUAUAUAUAUAAUACAUAGCCAUAUAUAAUAUUUACCAUAAAAUGAGUGCCGCUGUUGGUAUGUUACUGUACCUUUAUGCUUCCAGUUAUGUACUGUAAACCUAACCCUAACUGUAAACCUAAGAUCCAGUAUUAGAGUUGCAGUAAAAUUCAAUAAAAUUUGGAAGCAAUAAAGGACCUGUAAAAUUGCAGUUAACCCAAUGUUAAUCCAACAAACGAUAAUUUGUAUUGUAACAAAAGAAAGUGUCACUAGACAGAUAACUUGUCUUUACACAGUUAAACCUAUAAAAUUUGCAGAAAAAAAGAGAAAAAAAGAAUUUUAUUUCCACAUGCAACACACCAAUACACCAAUGAUAUUACAUAAAUCAGAAACAAAGACACAUUAAACCAAAAAUCAAAGUUCAAAAAUCAUGAAAAAAACACAAGUCUAUCACAAAAGAAACAUUCCAUUCCCUCACCCUAUUCUAUGUGCAAACAAUAGCUCCCCUCCCUCCACUGAACACAAAACACCCUUUUGACA